AUGAUCCCUCUCGCACUCCUCAGCCUGGCGCUACACAUCCCAGGACUCGCAGCGCAAGUCGAAGGCUCCUCGCCCAUCUCCUUCACCUCCAACGGUAACCCCAUCUGGUCCAACAGCUCCUGGUAUUCGGCCGACCCGGCUCCCCUCGUCGUCAACGACACCCUCUACAUCAUCACGGGCCGUGACACCGCACCCCCCAACCAGAACGCCUUCGACAUCAACCAAUGGGGCAUGUUCGAGUCCUCGUCGCCAGACCCCAAGGGCAGUGACUGGACUCUUCACCCGAACAUCGGAGUCCCGGAAUCCAUCUUCUCCUGGGCCAAGCCGGGAAGCGCAUACGCCGCACAAGUCGUGCAGGGCGCCGACGGUAGAUUCUACCUCUACGCGCCGGUCACCGAGGCCGAUUCAUCCAACGAAGAUCCCUUCGCCAUCGGUGUCGCUGUCGCCGACACUCCCACGGGUCCGUAUAAAGACGCGCAUCCGGACGGGCCGAUUAUCUCGCAGUCUGUGCCGUCGCCCGGGAACUCGAUCCAGAACAUUGACCCGACGGUGUUCGUCGACGACGAUGGCCAGGUUUACAUCUACUUCGGCACCUUCGGGGCUCUGCUCGGUUAUAAACUCGACAAGGACAUGAUCACCAUCAAGGGCGACGUGACCCGCGUCACCAGUCUGACGGGGUACUUCGAAGCGCCGUGGCUGAUGAAGCGCAAGGAUACCUACUACAUGCUCUUCGCGGCGAACAACGCCGGCGAGGAUUCUCCCUGCACCCCGACAUCCUAUCAUGCUUGUCUGGCGUACGGCACGGCCUCGUCCCCGCUAGGUCCAUGGACGUUCCAAGACGUGAUCCUCCCCAUUGUGUCGUCGACGACGUCGCACCCUGGCGCGGUCGAGCUGAACGGCGAGUGGUAUCUUGUGUACCAUACCGCGGACGCGGAAGGAGGCGGCCACUUCCGACGCAGCGUAGCGUUCGACAAGUUGACUUGGGACGACAGUGCGAGUCCCGCGAAGAUCAACACCGUCGUGCAGACUUUCGGACCGAAGGAGGGCCCGUCGGCGACGUAUAACGCGGCUCUCAAGGCAGUUGCGAGCUCCAAGAACGGAACCCCGAUUCAGUACUGGGUCAAGGCAUUGAAUGACGGGAUUGUGCGCGAGACUCCCCUGCCGCCGGAUUAUUGGUGUUCAUAUGAUGGUACGGACUCGCCGGGUACCAGCACAUUGGUGUAUACCUGGAACGAAACGGUCACGUUGAAUGGGACAUCGAUGGUGUUUUUCGCGGAUCAGCCGGCGGGCGCGGAUGAGGGGGUUGCGCCGCCGAAGGCGUGGCAUGUUGAGUAUAAGAAUGGGGAAGGCGAGUGGGUGAAGGCCACCACUAAAUCAGAGUAUCCGUUGAAGGUGACGGAUAGUCCCGACGUUGUGGGGUUCGAAGAGUUCGAGACCAAGUCGAUUCGUGCAAUCUUGACGGCUUCGGGCUCGGAGGGACAGUAUGCUGGAGUGGGUGUAAAGGAGUGGGAGGCGUUGUCGACUACUCUGCAAGACUCUUGA
Molecule: messenger RNA, 1542 nt
Organism: Aspergillus steynii IBT 23096
Lineage: Eukaryota; Fungi; Ascomycota; Eurotiomycetes; Eurotiales; Aspergillaceae
Product: Arabinanase/levansucrase/invertase
Exons: 1
Coding region: 1-1542 (513 amino acids)
Biological process (GO): carbohydrate metabolic process
Molecular function (GO): hydrolase activity, hydrolyzing O-glycosyl compounds
Source: RefSeq, a predicted model, not a curated record